AUGUCGGAUAUCGACCAGCUGUCUACUGAAGACGAAGCUUUCCUACGGCCAUACCUCCCGGACGAUGACGCGAUCUCUAAGAAAGAACGACCAUUCGUAACCUUAACAUACGCCUGCUCCUUGGACGGCAUGAUCUCACUCUCCCCAGGCGUACGGACUACCCUCUCAGGCCCGGAGACCAAAAGCAUGACGCAUUACCUACGAGCGCACCACGAGGCUAUCUUGGUCGGAGUAGGCACAGCCAUCGCGGACGAUCCAAGUCUGAAUUGCAGAUACUCUCGCUCUUCUAGCUGUCCACCUCAAGGUCUGCGGCCGGUGGUACUUGACCCGACUAUGCGCUGGGAUGUAGCGGGAUCGAAGGCAACCGCACUGGCAUCGGAGGGCAAGGGAAAGGCGCCAUGGGUCGUUCACGCCACGAGCGUGCUGGAUCAGAAUCCAGAAGUAGCUGAGCAGGCCAAGCGCUUGUUCGUAGGCACAGAUGGCCUCUGCGACGAGCACAGUGGCGACCGAACAGCUUCAAUCUCUCGUCUAGAAUGGCGCUCCAUCCUCAAAGCGCUGUACCAGAAAGGCAUUCGCAGUAUCAUGAUUGAAGGCGGGGCUACGGUUAUCAACGAUCUACUGCUGCAGCCAGAGUUGGUCGAUUCCGUCGUUGUGACGAUUGCGCCUACCUGGCUGGGAGAAGGUGGAGUGACUGUCACUCCUGCGCAGCAAACUCGUGAUGGGGUGAGAGUCAAUGCUGCUCGGCUGAAGGAGACCAGCUGGAGGCAAUUUGGCCAGGACGCUGUCUUGUGCGGUCGGCUUGAGUGA
This is a messenger RNA of Saxophila tyrrhenica, 807 nucleotides long. RefSeq names its product 2,5-diamino-6-(ribosylamino)-4(3H)-pyrimidinone 5'-phosphate reductase (gene RIB7). NCBI's taxonomy places the organism in Eukaryota, Fungi, Ascomycota, Dothideomycetes, Mycosphaerellales, Extremaceae. The record is from RefSeq and is a predicted model, not a curated record. The coding region runs from base 1 to 807 and encodes 268 amino acids. Gene Ontology annotation, molecular function: 5-amino-6-(5-phosphoribosylamino)uracil reductase activity. The transcript has a single exon. Gene Ontology annotation, biological process: riboflavin biosynthetic process.